This is a messenger RNA of Ruditapes philippinarum (Manila clam), 356 nucleotides long. Its product is annotated as gem-associated protein 5-like. The record is from RefSeq and is a predicted model, not a curated record. The annotation marks the transcript as partial. The transcript is spliced from 2 exons. Gene Ontology annotation, molecular function: protein binding. NCBI's taxonomy places the organism in Eukaryota, Metazoa, Mollusca, Bivalvia, Venerida, Veneridae.
AAGUUUCUUUGUUUUGCAGGACAGUUGAAGUGUACAGUGCUGUAGAUUUCGUACUCAUGGCAAUAAUACAGGUCCAUCAUAAACUUGUGAACUGUGUCACCUGGCAUCCUUAUGUUACCAUGGCUUCACCUAAUGGAUCACCGUACAAACAUCACCUUGCUCUUGGCUCUAAUGAAUCAUACAUCUAUAUAGUUGAUCUAUCAAAUUUGUUUGAGCAUGCAGAGAAAAGGGAACCUUUACAGAUUACUGAAUGUUGGAGAAGAUUAGAUGGUCAUUCAAGCAGGGUUACUGGCCUGGCCUGGAGUCCUCAUGUUGAUGGUGCCCUUGUAUCAGUAUCAUAUGAUGGAAAUGCUCUG